Molecule: messenger RNA, 2991 nt
Organism: Eriocheir sinensis (Chinese mitten crab)
Lineage: Eukaryota; Metazoa; Arthropoda; Malacostraca; Decapoda; Varunidae
Product: probable glutamate receptor
Exons: 11
Coding region: 867-2255 (462 amino acids)
Cellular component (GO): membrane
Molecular function (GO): glutamate-gated receptor activity
Source: RefSeq, a predicted model, not a curated record
GCACCCGGUCAUGAGGGAGCCGGGGAAGGGCCAGUGUUGGGACGCGAUGUACCUCACCACCGCCACCUCGAUGCCCACCUCCUCCGCCACCUCCCUGCGCACCGUCUCCUCUAGAUUCUCACCUGGAAGAUUGAAGAAGAUGGCUGUGGGUGACCCUGCUCCUCACCCUAGCCCGCGCCGCCCUCCCGACCCCCUUCCCGCCUCCGUCCGUGGGUGUGCGGGGGGCGGGGAUCAGUCCGCUGGUAGGCGUGGCGGCUCAGCUGGCCCGCGAACACCUGGCUCGAUGUCACCUGGUGCUGGCCGCAGGUGACGCCCGCGACCCCUCCUUCGGCGCCCUCGUCAGCCAAUUGUGGGACGACGGGAGGACGUGCGUAGGAGUCUGGGGGGGAGGAAAAACAACCCACAGAUCCUCUUCGUCCUCCUCCUCCUCCUCCUCCCCCAACUCAUCCCUCGCGGAGCUCUUCUCUCGCAGGGAUCCUACGCUUCCUUGCCGGGCUAUCCUUCUCCUCCUUCCAUCCUCCUCCUCUUCCUCUUUUUCUUCCCCUUCUUCGUCUUCUUCUUCCGUUGCUAAUAAUACGGCGACGUCUGUUUGGAGCAUCCUCGACUGGCUCACCCUCACGCCGGAGACACGAGUGGUGGUGGUCGGGGGUGACGGUGCGCACCCACCAACCCACCCACGCCUCGCCCACACCUUCCACGUCCUCCACCUGGCCGUGCGGGAAAAAGAGGAGAAGAGGGUAAGGGUGGUUGUGAGUCGUCUCUGUCACUACUGCCGAAGAGGGGGUGUUGGGUGGACGCUAAUUGGUUACUGGUCUUCGGAAGGUGCUCAGGAUAGCGCCGUGCUCUUCCCAGACACUACAGAGGACAUGCACAGACACAGACUUCGCGUGGUGGCCAAAGAACUCUUCCCUUACGUGUGUUAUAACCUUCCCUCUUCCUCCUCCUCCUCUUCCUUCUCCUCCUCCUCCUCCUCCUCUGGUCCUCUCAUCCCGUGUGAUUCCCUCGACUUCCGGAUCUUGGACACAGCCGCGAGUCUCCUUAACUUUACCUACGAGGUGUGGGCCCCCAGGGAUGACAAGUGGGGGGCGCUGGUGCUGGGGGGAAGCUGGAACGGCAUCGUGGGGGAGUUGCUGCGGGGGGAGGCUGACCUGUCGUUGCGCCUCUUCUGGUCCGCCGACAGGAAGAUGGCCAUUGACUUCACCCGCGCGUAUAUCUUUGAGCCCUUCGUUAUGGUCACCCGCCAGCCAGGCCCCCUCCAGCAGAGUCUCGCCCCCGUCAGACCCUUCACCGGCGAGGUGUGGGCGGUGCUUCUGGGCGUGACAUCAGCGGCAGGGGUGGCGCUGUGGGCGGUGCAGGGGGCGGGGUCACGACUGAGGGGCGGCGAUGGGCGUGGUCUGGGUCUCGGCACCUCGCUCCUGACGGCCUGGGGUAUGCUGCUAGCGGACAUGCCCACCACGCUCCCGACCUCUCUUCCUGUUAGGGUAACAGCGGGAUGGUGGUGGGUGGGCGUGGUUGUGUUGACGGCCAUGUACCGCGGCUCGCUCAUCGCGCACCUCACCGCGCCGGGCAACACCGCGCCGCUCAACACUCUGGCCCAGCUGCGAGGGGUGCGGGGCGCCACGUGGGGGCUGGAAGGCGGCUACGGCGUGGGCUGGGACUGGUUCAAGUUCAACAUCAACCCGGACGUGAAGAAGAUGUUCGGGGCGAUGCAGGUCACGCCGCGAGAUGAGCAGCUCGCACGCGUGUUGAGUGGCCCACACGCCUUCUUCACCUGGAAAUACUAUAUCCAGACGGUACUGGCAGGGCACUACACGGACGCCGCCGGCCACCAUCCCUUCCACAUCGGCAGUGAGGAGCUCUUAAUGGGGCAGAGCGGCUGGGGCGUCAGGAAGAGCGCCCCCUUCCUGGCACCGUUGGACAGGGUCAUCGGGCGCCUGGUGGAGGUGGGGCUCAUCGACCACUGGCUCAAGGACCUGUUCCCCCCCACGCAAACCAAGACCAAGAUCAAGGCGACGGCGACGGACCAGCAGGAGGAGGAGGAGGAGGAGGAGGAGGAGGACGCAGACGAGGCCACAAGGAACUCGGAUGAGAGCGCGCUGCAGGUCCUUGGGCUUCACCACCUGCAGGGCGCCUUCUACCUCCUGCUGGUGGGUGGUGGCGGCGCCCUCGUGGCCUUCGUAGCCGAACACGCCAUCGGAACACCCCCAGGAGGCAUCAGCGCGCGUGACCGUCGGGCAAGACAGUGGCGUCGAUAGUCCUUGAGUGUUAUCAAAAGCGCCGGGCGAAAUCCAUAUUGACGCCGACACAAUAUUUUUUUUUUUUGUGUGUUCUAGGUAUGGUCGGAAUAUCAAAAAAAGUACCCAGCGCACAAAGAAACCGCAUCAGCAUAAAUAUGUAUUUCUCGCGGCACUUUUGAUAAUAUUUGCGCCUGUGAUGAGAUUGGCCGCACUCUCUUAUUCUACGGUUCUGCCAAACUACAAUCCGCUGGUCGUGGCUUUUGGCAGCUGAACACCUGGCUUAGCAUUGAAUUUAUGGUUCUGAAGUCUACAAAUAAAGAUAUGGUGAAAUAUAAGAUACUAUACGUUUCCUUUUUUUAUGUAUUCAGUUAACAUUGCAGGAAGGAAGGUAAGAGAUAUGUAGUCAUUGAGUUAUGGUACGUAUGUCCGGCUGUUUCUACGCACAUUUUCAGUUUCUUCUUGCAUUAGAAACAAAAAACAUCAGACAGUUAACCCGUCCGCUGCGAUUGGAACGAAUUUGGCUCUCACUGGUAGCCUGAUAACAUAUACUCCUAGGUCUGUCUCUGCCUCUGUGGUGGAUAGUGGAGUGUUGCCCAUGUGGUAUUGGUGUGCUGGAUAUCCCCUUCCAAGGUGCAAGACUACAUUUUUCUUCAUUGAAUUAUAGCAGCCACUUUUUGAUCCAUUCCUGUAGCUUGGUGAGGUCUUCUUGUAGGAAAUCCGCAGCCAACGGGUUAAAGGAUGGCUCAAAAAGUUA